This is a messenger RNA of Taeniopygia guttata (zebra finch), 1710 nucleotides long. Lineage: Eukaryota; Metazoa; Chordata; Aves; Passeriformes; Estrildidae. The record is from RefSeq and is a predicted model, not a curated record.
AUGGCCCCGCCCACUGUGGGCGUGGCCACGGCCAGCCCCGCCCCGGUCCCGCCCACGGCCCCGCCCACGGCCCCGCCCACCCCGCGCGGCGCCGCCGGCCGGAGCCGAAGCCGCGGGAAUUUCGGGGCCGUUUUUGGGGCCAAUUCGGGAAUUUUUGGGGGCGAAUUUGGGGAAUUUUCGGCACUUUCGGGGCGCGAGGAGCGGGAGGGGCGGGGCGUGGCCUGUCCCGGGGGCUGCGACUGCGACCGAACCAACGCCCGCUGCCGGGGGGGGGCCGGGGGCGUCCCCCGGGGGCUCCCCCCGGGCCUGGCCACGCUCUCGCUGCUCCGCUGGGACAUCGAGGAGCUGCCCCAGGGGAGCUUCCGGCACCUCCCGGCGCUGACGCUGCUCCUGGUGGCCUCGGGGCGCCUGGGGAGCGUCGGGGACGGAGCCUUCGAGGGGCUGGGGGCGCUGGAGUACCUGAGUCUGGCCGACAACCUCCUGCAGUCGCUGCCCCGCGGCCUCUUCCAGGAGCUGCCCAACCUCGGCCACCUGGACCUGCGGGGGAACCCGCUGCGCUGUGACUGCGCGCUGCGCUGGCUGCUGCGCUGGCUGCGCGCCCGGCCCGGCCCCGGCCCCGAGGGCGGCGCCCGCUGCCACGGCCCCGCGGCGCUGGCCGGCACCGCCCUGGCACUGCUCGGGCCCCGGCAGCUCCAGUGCCAGCGCCACGAGCUGCGGCCGUUCCAGGCGCUGCCGUUCUCCUCGCUCGGGGCCGAGCCCUUCGCGCUCGGGGGGCACCCUGGGGUGGCCCUGGCGCAGCCGGCGGCCGGAGCCUGCGCCCUGCUGGAGUGGGACCAGCUGGGGGGCAGCUUCCGCGCCCAGCACGUCAUCAACGGCUCCUCACCGGUGGCCUGCCACCCGGUCCCGCUGGGUGACACCCUGCUGCUGGUGGUGGCCCAGCUGGGCGGCGGCUCCUGGGUGUGGCGGCGCUCGGGCGGCCCCGGCUCGGCCUUCGUGCGCCACCAGGCCCUGGGCGCCGGCCGCCUGCGCCGGCCCCACGCCGUGGCCGCCGCGCGCCUGGCCGGGCACCUCUACCUGGGGGUGGCCGACAGCUCCAAGGGCGGCACCAGCACCGUGUUCCGCUGGGCCUCGGGCGGCUUCUACCCGCACCAGGCGCUGCGGCCGUGGCAGCGCGACACCCACCUGGAGUUCCUGGAGCUGGGCGGGCGGCCGGCCCUGGUGCUCUGCGGCGCCGCGCGACGGCCGCUCGUCUACCGCUGGAGCGGCGACGCCUUCGCGCCGCACACCGACAUCCCCCACGUGCCCGACGCCUACGCCGCCAAGCACUUCCGCCUGCGGGGCAGCGUCUUCCUGUGCCUCACCAGGUUCCUGGGCGACGCCAAGGUGAUGGCGGCGGGCUUGGGGGUGGUGAUGCGCUGGGAGGGCUCCAUGUUCCGCGAGGUGCAGCAGGUGCCGGCCCGCGGCUCUCUGGUCUUCCAGCCGCUGCUCCUGGCCGGCCACCGCUACGUCCUGCUGGGCAACGACUUCGCCCCGAGCCGCGUCUUCCGCCUGGGCGCCGGCGGCCGCCUGGAGCCCGCCCAGGACCUGCCCGCGCCCACCCCCCGCGCCUUCGUCCCCGUCGCCGUCGGCCACCGCCACUUCCUGGUGGCCUCCAGCUUCAAGGGGGCCACCCAGAUCUACGCCCACGUCACCGAGGACGUCGGCACCUGA